This is a messenger RNA of Fulvia fulva, 666 nucleotides long. RefSeq lists its product as uncharacterized. The record is from RefSeq and is a predicted model, not a curated record. NCBI's taxonomy places the organism in Eukaryota, Fungi, Ascomycota, Dothideomycetes, Mycosphaerellales, Mycosphaerellaceae. The coding region runs from base 1 to 666 and encodes 221 amino acids. The transcript has a single exon.
AUGGCACCCACCAAGCAACCAACCCCCAAACCCUUCCACUUCUUCUCCCUCCCCGGCGAACUCCGCAACGAGAUCUACGACAACCUCUCAACCGGCCCCCUCCCCGUCCCAAACCGCCGCUUCAACAGAAAAGACCUGCACGCCACCAUCAAAGACGGUCUAUGCCCAAACUUCCAGCUCGUCAACCGACAAUUCCGCUCCGAGUACGAACAGCGGCACGCAAACCGCAGCAUCCUGAUCGUCGACGUGCUAGUCCCAGACCUCAACCCAGGCUUCUUCAUCCAGCCUCGGCAGAUGCGGCGUUGUGUCGGUCUCGAGGUCGUCCUGCGAUGUCGUGGCGGUUCGAUAAUUGGUCAUAAUAUGGAGUUCCAGUCGGAGGCUGUGCCUAACAUAGUGGAAUGCUUACCGAAUAUCAAGAAGGCGGAGGUCAAAGUGCUGAUUACGCGGUGUCAGGAUCCUGCGGCGCCGAAGUCGACGCAAGAGAUUCUGCAGCGGACGCAUCAUGCGCUGAUUGACAAGUUUUUGGAGACUGAGGAGAUGGUGGCUUUGAGGGUGCUUUUGGCUGAUGACCUUAAGGAUGGGGUAUACGUCAAAGAGAAGGACCAUGGGGUGUUGAGAACACUCGGCGAGUGGAAGCGUGGUGAUGGAUGGAAGUAUGCCGAGUGA